This is a messenger RNA of Symbiodinium sp. CCMP2592, 4038 nucleotides long. The record is from the annotation of a GenBank genome assembly. Lineage: Eukaryota; Dinophyceae; Suessiales; Symbiodiniaceae.
AUGGCAAAGGAGCGUGGGACACGUGCUCCAGGUGUGAGUGGGCUUUGCCUUCUAUUCGCAGCAUGCGCGAUGCUGCUGAACCAGGUGUUCCUCGCCGUGAUCUUCCCACUUCCGGAUGGCGAGGCGCCUGAACAGAACCAGCUUUCUGCAGAGACUGGCUUUCCCUCGCUGCGGCUGAAGCCCGCGAGCCUUGCUCCGGGCUUCAGCGGCUGCUCGGAGACCCGAGGGGGGGUUUUGGCAGAGCCGGAGGAAGCCACAGCGUGGAAAGACAUUGCCAACCCGCUAGCCAAGCUUUCACCGGCAUCCUUGAGGCUGCUGCCGAGACCAGAGGACAAUGCGCCUACUGGGCAUCAUUGGCUGACCUUCGGCAUGUCCUCUAUCAAGCGGCCGAAGGCAUCAUAUUUGGAGAUCACCUUGUCCAGGCUGUUCAACGUAUUGGAUCUGGAAGAAGCCGCAACUGCGAUAAUCGUGCAUUUAGCAGACUUCGACGAGGAGUGGGUGCUGAAUACUGCCAGCAAGCUGAAUGAAGGAUUCACCGACGAAGUCUUGGAGGGCGACUUGCAUGUCAUACAUGCGCCGCGUGAUAUCUACCCGCUGAAACAAGCCAAUGUGGAAGCUUUCCGACUUUCUGGCUUUAAGCAGACUGAACUGAACGAGAGAUACACUAGACACGCGGAUGCUGCAACUGAUCGCGUGUCCUACAGAUCUGCCAGUGGCAUGUACGUCCUCGUCUGGUGUGUUCAAAGAACCAACGUGGUUCAUCGGCGCUGGGUGCUGGUCGCGUCGCAGGAUGUGGAGGCCGCUCAGUCAACAGGAGAUUGCAAAGCUCGUGCUCGAGCACCAGAGGAGUUGGAAGUUCUGGACGAGAGUGUGCGAGGCUGGGAGGAGAAGUUGGAUGGUAACUGGAUCACGGCCACUGCUGUCAAGCUGUCGCACUUCGUGAAUGAGAAGGGCGUGCUGCUCAAGUUUGGUGACAGCCCGAAGAGAACUUGGUGGCGGACAAAGCAGAAUCUGGACUAUACAUUCCUGAUGUGGUACGCAUCGAACAUGUCGGAGUACUAUAUGCAACUGGAAGAUGAUGUCCAUCCGGUUCCAAGCUUUGCUGCCUUUGUGCGAAGUGCCCUCGAAAGGUCCUUGAUUGGCAACCCCUGGGUUAUGGCCUCCUUUUCAGGCCUGGGUUUCAUCGGCAAGUUGUUCAACAACACACACCUCCCGAGUUUGGCGAAUUUCCUGCUCACCUACAGCGAGGAGGCCCCUUGCGACUGGCUGGUUUGGUGCUGGAUCGAUGUUUGGAGCUCUACUCCUGCAACUGCCGAACUACCCCAAGACGUGGAGAAGGACGCCAACAAGAAGGCAGAGGCCGCCAAGAAGGGACCAGAGGCCGUGAAGAAGCUGCCAGCGCUGCGGAGCGAACUCUCCGCGUAUUACCUGGACAAGUCGCUGCCCCGGGUCUUCCUGUUGGAUGAGGUGUUUCAAAAUGCCUCAAAGCCCAAGAUCGACGCAAAUGGUGUUUCCAGCUCAAGAUAUCCCAGGGCAACGGUCGAAAGUACUAUGAAGACGUACCAGCACUACACUCCUCAAGCUGCCUACCCACCGGGCGACCCACUGGGAUUCUGGUCGGCGGAUACCUGCUCAGAGAAGGACAAGGAUGACGUAUCUUGUGCAAGGCAGAAGUACUUCAGACUCAAGCUGAACGACGCCUUCUCCGCAGACAAAGCCCAGGUUAUCCUUCGUCAAGGCCGCAAGGGCCACGAGGCAGACUUCAUCCGAAAGGGAGAACUACGAGUUUCUCAUAGGAGCGACUGUAGCGACCCGAGCAGACUCAAAGACAUCUCCGAGCCAGAGGAGGUCUGGGAAGGCAAGCUGGAGGGUGUAACAUGCUUGGACGUCGGUCUGCGUGAAAGGCAAACCGAGUGGGUCUCGAUCCGGGAGAUAGUGUUGCAGAGUCUCGACGUCGAGAAGCAGACUUCGACUCCGACAGCUCUGCAGGAGGAGCCUCCGCCGAAGGCAGAUGUACAGUAUUCGCUACAGCAUGCUUUGUUGGCAGCACUUGUUGGUUUUUCUGCAGGCGGCGUUGCCUGGCUUGCUGUUUGGGCCUGCCAGUGUGCUUGUCGCGAUGUGACAGCAGCUUCCGGGCUACUGAGUUGGUGGACUCUGUACUACCUGGUCGCACUUGACAUUCUCAUCUACUGCUUCGUGACUCCCACCGAAUCUUCCAACCCACCGGUGGCAGUCCGUCAAGCUUUCAGCAUGCCUCGGCCUGCGCCCCCGAGGCGUUUGCAGGCUCAGUCCAUCUGCAACUCGGGAGAACCUCGCAAAGAAGCGCUGGCUCUCGACUGGCGCUCUAUGGGCUCUGGAAUUUUGAGCAUCAGUCCCCAGAAGUUGGUGCAUCUUGGCCCUGGUCCAGAUCCCCGGGACCCCAAACAGGUCCAACGUUCAAGAGGCCUCGUUUCUGUGGGAUUUAUCCUUGAUCCGACCCUGGAGCUCGCCGAGAGCAUCCUCGAGGGGCUGCUCAGCGCUGGCGACGCCGUGAUUGGGAUCCUCGUGGCGCACGGGUCCCCAGCUGCGCAGCGCGCGCAGCGCCAGAGCUUGCUUCAACGCAUCGGGGACGUGCUGCGGAAGCUCAGUCCGGACAAGCAAACGCUUGUGCACCUAUUGGAUCCUUCACCGGAUUUAUAUCCAGAGCCUUCCCGCCGCCCUGACAACAUCAAUCUGGCGCUUUUGAUCCAAUUUCUGCGGCCGCUGGCUGAGACUUUCAUGUCCCUGGAGUGGGGCAGUCCUUUGGCCCAGGACUACCCAAUGCUCAUUCAGAGGCACGUAAACCUCCUGACUUCCCAGAAGGUUCCGUGGCUCUGCAUCCAUUUCAGUAAAUUCGGUCAUCGUCGGAAGCUCAUCCGCUCCAAGAUCUUGCACCGGUGGAUGGAGAUGCUGGUGAUGUUUCCUCAAACACCAGCAGACGUAUUGUACUGGGACUUCGUUGAUGUUGUUGGCAAUCAGACAGUGCCCAAGGCUCUCGCAUUAGGUGGUGCCAAAGGCGAUCGCUCAGACAUCAGAAUACUAUAUGCCAAGGACAAAGAGGCAAUUCUCGAGCACCUCGGGGACGUUUCGUCCUUGCAAGGAAAAGUCCAACGGGCCACGGAAAUAUGGUUCAAGAAGAACCCGCUCCUGGACUCGUUGUUCGACAACCCCCCUGCAGAGCUCACCAGCAACAUGGAGGGCCGGGCAGAUCUCUUGCAAUCUCUCUACGACGACUCUGACCUCCGUGAGAAGGUCACCUGUGGUGGGCAUGAAGCAAGGCAUUGCCGCGAUUGCCCCAAAGGACAUGGUUCAAGCUGGUGCAACGUUGAUUGCGGAUGGGCUAACGGCCAGUGCAAAGCCAUCUACAAGACCGCCGACGUCACUGCACCGGCAAAGGAGGGUUCCUGGGUGGAGUUGACCUUCAAACAAGGCCAUGAUGUUGAGGCCGUCAACCUUCGAAUGGGUGGCUAUGUGAGGCCUGCCUGCGAGAAGUGCCAGAACAAAGGGGCGGAGGUUCCCGACGAUGACUUUGACCAUUCGUUGGAUGAUGCGGAGAUGCUCUUUGGGUACGGGCGGAGCGACCCCAGUGCCAUGCUAUCCUGCAGCAGAUACACGAAAAUCACAGCCUUGGCUGGGCGGGAGGUAUUCUGGCGCAGCAGCUUCAGCACACCGGUCAGAGAUGUACGGUGCAUCCGCAUCCAAGUCACCCGUGCCCAGCAGCAUCCGCUGGUGCUGCGUGGUAUCCAGGUCCGAACCACGAAGGCGAAGCAAGGGAAGGCAGUUGCCAAAGUUGCACGUGCCCCCCUUCGGCCUGGCGGGCUUGCGAGUCCAAGCCCUGCCGCCCUACGCGGAGCGCGUCAGGCAGGCUCCGGCAGACAGGUGAACGGAUGGAGUGAGCAGCACCUGGAAUGGGUUUUGCUCACUUCGCUGGCAGCUUUUGCAGGCGCCUUCGCGGGUGUCCUGGGCAGCUUGUUCAACGGCAAGCCGCCAAAACGACGUCGAAAAGUGAUGUCGGGAUGA